Molecule: messenger RNA, 1062 nt
Organism: Acanthosepion pharaonis
Lineage: Eukaryota; Metazoa; Mollusca; Cephalopoda; Sepiida; Sepiidae
Source: the annotation of a GenBank genome assembly
AUGGAGACACCCCGUUCUCGACACUGGCACCAGUUCGACCUUGUCAUCACCAGGCGUCCAGACCUAAGGAGCGUUCUUCACACUCGGAGCUUCCACAGCGCAGACUGCGACACGGACCACUCCCUAGUAGGCAGCAAAAUGAGACUGACAGCCAAGAAAAUACACCGCCCCAAAACCAAGGGCCUCCCUCGCAUUAACACCUGUCGCUCUAAUGACCCUCCCUUACUGCGUUCGGGAAGAAGGAUCGUCGAAAUACGGACUGGUACGAAGCUCAUUGGGAUGAGAUGCAGCCAGCCUCUGAAGCCAAGAGACAAGCUUCUGGCCUACAAGCAAAACCCUAGCGACAGUACCCGCGAUGCCCUCAGAGCUGCUCGCAGCAAGGCCCAACAGACUGCACGUAGCUGCGCCAACGACUACUGGCUGAACCUGUGCAGCAGGAUCCAGACGGCUGCCGACAGUGUAAACGCAAGAGGCAUGUACACCGCCAUGAAAACCGUAAUCGGCCCCACUCCCAUCAAGACGUCCCCGCUGAAGUCCAGGACAGGAGAGGUCAUUACAGACCAGGGCAAGCAGCUGGAGCGUUGGGUGGGGUACUACUGUCUCCCAGUCAUAGGGGAGUUGGAUGCCCCGCCCUCUGCAGAAAAACUCGGAAAAGCCAUCGACUGUCUCUCCUGCGGAAGGGGCCCUGGGAGGGACGGGAUCCCAUCGGAGGUUCUGAAGAGUGGCAAGCCAGCUCUGUUGCUGCAUCUCCACGAGCUCCUUGUGUGUAUUUAUGUAUGCGCACACGUGUGCCCGCCUGUUUCUAUCUAUCUAUCUAUCUAUCUAUCUAUCUAUCUAUCUAUCUAUCUAUCGCGGUCUGUUCGUAUCUAUCUUUGUGUUACGAAUUUGCAUGUUCACCUGAUGUUGGUUUCUUUAAACGACAUUUUGUUUGGCUCUCGUUCUCUCUCCCCUCCUCCUUCCCUACACCUGCGUCUGAGGCGAGAGGAACAAAAUGUCUUCACAAAUCUCCAGCAUCUUCUUAUUCACAUCUUCAAUUCUUUCUUAAGACGAGGUUUCUUUUAG